AAAGGUGCAGCAGCAGCAACAAGCUGGAGUUCAAAGUUAGCAGUAAAUUGCACAACUUCCAGCUCAUCGCUACGCUCGGUGACUAUUAACAAGCUGGAAGGCGCUCAGGGAAAAAAAUAGGGGAGAAGGGAACACCCUCGAAUUGUUUGGGGAUCGCUGAUGUUAUGCCGCUGGGAUCAUGGCUCCUUUUGGAAGGAAUUUAUUAAAAACCCGGCAUAAAACCAGGUCUCCCAGCAAGGACAUGGCUUCAAAUGAAAGAGAGAUUGUGGUUUGGGUUUGCCAGGAGGAGAAGAUUGUAUGUGGCCUGACAAAGCGCACAACUUGCUCAGAAGUGAUUCAAGCACUGCUUGAGGAGCAUCAGACAACAUUUGGAGAGAAAAAGGUCCUUUUUGGAAAACCUAGUGAUUACUGCAUCAUAGAAAAAUGGAGAGGCUCGGAGCGAGUACUGCCUCCCUUGACAAAGAUUCUGAGACUUUGGAAGGCCUGGGGGGAAGAGCAGUCUAAUUUGCAUUUUGUGUUGGUAAAGUCAGAUGCCUUCCUCUCGUUUCCAUUGUGGAAGACAGCUGAAGCCAAGGUAAUACAAAAUGUAGAAAAACAGUGGGACCUCAGCCCAGCAAAUUACAUGAAGAUGUUGCCAAUAGACAAGCAAAAGAAAAUUGUGAGGAAGACUUUCCGGAAACUGGCCAAGCUUAAACAGGACAGUGUUCAGCAAGAGAGAGACAAUAUGGAGACACUAAUUCAUCUGAUAAUUUCUCAAGAUCAUACCAUUCAUCAACAAGUCCUUAGAAUGAAGGAACUAGAUAUGGAAAUCGAAAAAUGUGAAGCAAAAUUCCAUCUAGAUCGUGUGGCCAAUGACGGAGAAAAUUACGUGCAGGACUCCUACUUAAUGAUCAAUCCAACUGAGGCUGAGCAGCAAAGGAGUAGGCCAGAUGAUCAAAGAGAAAUGCAUGAGUAUUUGAGCAAAAGUGAGGGCAUUUUACAGGUUGAAGAGAGAUUGAAACAUCACAAACAAUUAAUAGAGAACCUGUGCGCUGAAAUUGAAAAAGAGGUACAAGGUAUAUGCACGGAAAAAAAUGUAGAUGAUAUUCACACAGAAGUAGCUGCUAAUGCUGAAUUGGAAAACUCAAGUUUAGAAAGUGUAAAAUAUGAGCUGGAAAAAAGUAUGAAAGAUGGUCUAAGAAUCAACUCAUACCUGAGCUGCAUUCAGAAAGAACUUACAUACAGGGACUCACUGCUUCAAAAGAAGGAAAAAGAAUAUGAACUUCUUACCGAAGAAUUUAAUUUACUACAUGUUAAAGACAACGUUGAAACUAGGCUUCAAUCAAAUGAAGAGCCAUCCAAGGGCAGUGGCAUCUCCAGUAACAGCACUGCUGUUCCUGACUUUGUUCAUAGAGUGACUAAUCUGGACAUAAAUGAUACAGACUCUGAUACUGGAAUAAGCUCUACACACAGUCAGGACUCUGAAAUAACCUCAGGGGAGAUGGUACUGUUGUCAACAUAGUUGAAAACAGUCAUGCAUUUAUGAAAGGUCAUAUUUUGAGGAUAUUUAUAAGGAUUAGUAAAUCUUUUUGUCUUAAAAGUUAUGCUCUUCAAGAUGUUAAAACUGUGGCACCGCUUUAGCAAAGUAAACAGUGUCUAUUUAUGUCCUUAAUAGUAUACUUGUACUGAAAAUCAUGUGCAGUAUCAUGGGUUAACUGCUGAUAGGUGCAAAGUUGUUGGCUUUGCUACAUCAAGACAGACUGCUUACAUCUUGUAAUAUUGAUAAUUAGUGAAACAGGAGCAUUCUGACUGUCUUGGCCCAAAAAUUUGGAGAUUUGAUUUCCUUUGAUCUUUGGGUCCACUCCUGCAUCUCUCUAACUUUUUAGGAACAUGAAGUAGAGUUUAGAGCAAAUUAGACAGAGAGUUUUAUUUUCUACUCUGUUACAUUAGCUUUAUUCAGAUGGAGUUUCCCUGCCAUGAAGCUGCUGUAAAGGAAUAUAUAAUUGAGCAUGUAAUCUGUUAAAAAAUAGUUUUUAUGAUAUUGUAGGACAAAAGAAAUAUAACUGUAUUUAUGUUGUAUUUUUAAAUUUAGUUUCAUCAGGAUAUUUUCAAAAACUCCUAAGUCCCAUUUUAAAAAUUACCUUACACACAUAGGUUUUGAAUUUUGAUUCUCUUUCGGUGGCACUUACCUGCUUUUAAGAUUCUUAAACCCCCUACUUAUCAGCUGUUACCCCGUAGUUGCCUCAGUGAUUUUUAAGUCCACAUAGUUUCUGCCAGCAGGCAUGUCAGAACUGCUUAUGUCCUGCUUGUGCGAGAUGCUCAAAUCGCAAACUCAUGCUUAACCCCAGGGGCAUUUUCAGAAAGCAAGGUUUUCUCCUGACUAUCUCAAUGGUUGGAUCCAGUGUCUUAAGCCUCCUCUAAAAAUGACUACCAAACAAAGCGUAGCAGAAGUGACAGGCUGGAACAAGACAUUUUUGUCUCUGGCUAAACACUUUACCAAUAGCCACUUAGUUACCAUUUUCACAUAGCAGGUAGGUUGUCAAAUCCCAUCUCAUGUUUUGGAGCAGGAACCUGUAAAUCCUACUUCCUCAGUAAGGAUUUUGGGAUACAGGUAAAACUGUCCACUUUAUAUAGCUAAUUAAAUAUUGGACCCCAGGUAAAAUUAAAAAAAAAAAAAAAGAGAGAAUGCAAAACAUGAGAAUUUUACGACUAUGUGAUUAAGUUAAAUGAUUUCAUUUAAGAUGUAGUAGUUGAUCCCAAAUCCUUCUCCAGCACAUUGCUGUAAAUACGAAACAAAGCUGUAGAACUGAGAUGCUCUCCUCAGUUGCCAAACAAGAUAUCUAACUCUGAGCUAGAGACUCUGCUAAUAGAGAAUACACGCAUAAUUUCUGGGUUGCCAUGUUUGUGUUUUGCAGAUCAAUCUGUUUAAUGCUUCUGAUUAAAAGAAUUGAAUGGAGAAAUAAUUGCAGUGUUUUUAAAAAAUGUUCAGCUGCAAAAUUCAGAUAGAUCCUGGAAUCAACAGCCUACAAAGUAAACAAAUGGACAGUACUUAGAAGGUAUAAAUGUAAAAUACUUUCAGAUACACUGCUUUCUCCUUCUGUAAUUUUCUUCUCUUAAAAGUCUGUCAACCGUCUGUUUUCUAAAAUGACCAAAGUGCUAGGACUGCUGAUUAGCACAUAUUUGAUGCAGAAAAACAAAACAAAAAGAAGAAAAAAAUUUCUAAAAAGGAAAUUUUUCUUUUUUGCUGUUGCUGCUGUGGCUUGGUUUUUGUUUUUUUGGGAGGUGUGGUUUUUUUUUAUUUUUUUUUUUAAUCCUGGAUAUUAUAAAUAGGUUUUGUUCCAACAAAGUGUGCUAGUCACCUUAAUAUAUUUUGUGUUGUAUUUUUGUCAUACAAUGCUAUUUUAAUGCUUCAAUAAUAGUGUGUAAUACUUAGACUCAUCAGCUUCUGAUGGAAACACGUGUAUCAAAUAUAUUAUCUUGUCUUUGUAAUAAUUUAUUAACGCAACUCUGCAUCUUUUGACCUCUGUGGUAUCACUCUGACAAGUAGUAAGCACAGAGCUCUGAAUGCUGAGAGUAGGCUAACGUAUUCUAUGAGUUCUUGUUAGUUUAGUUAACAGGUAUUUCUACUGAGUCAUUUUUUUAUAUCUAAAUACUUAGAGGAUAGAGAGUUGAAACAGAAUAAUAUUCACAGCUGUGCAGACUAGAACAAGACCCAUGGGGGAGCUAAUUUCCACUCAUACUCUACCAGAUUUAUUUCACUCAUAAGAACUUGUGUGAGUUCUCACAACUGAUCUUUAUCCACACUAUGUGGUUGAUUGUACC
Lepidothrix coronata (blue-crowned manakin) is the source of this 3801-nucleotide messenger RNA. RefSeq names its product Ras association domain family member 9 (gene RASSF9). The transcript has 2 exons. Gene Ontology annotation, biological process: signal transduction. The record is from RefSeq and is a predicted model, not a curated record. Lineage: Eukaryota; Metazoa; Chordata; Aves; Passeriformes; Pipridae. Bases 179 to 1501 code for a protein of 440 amino acids.